Stylophora pistillata is the source of this 3509-nucleotide messenger RNA. RefSeq lists its product as uncharacterized. The record is from RefSeq and is a predicted model, not a curated record. NCBI's taxonomy places the organism in Eukaryota, Metazoa, Cnidaria, Anthozoa, Scleractinia, Pocilloporidae.
UGUCGGAAAUCUCCUGAAUAACAAUAUUGAAGUGUAUCGAAUAUGAAUGCGUUAGCUUAUCUGGCCUAUAUAAUAUUUACAUAUCUUUCCAUGGCAGGAAAAUCUGACGGUUAUUCUAGUAAAGAAGCCCCAGCUAAUUCUUCCCAUUUGCCGAUGAGUGUUUCAUGGUCGAACCCUUUGUGGAAUCAGUAUACUGCAUAUCAAAAGACUGGUACCGGAAUACCCGCUCAACCAACGACUCAUGAAACACCUCAAACUUCACCAGCACUGCAACACAGAGCGCAAAGAGCAUUAGAAGCUGGAUCAGUAUCACGGCCUCAAAGAAAUUAUCAGUGCCCUAUUCCUACAUGCAGCUUUCCAUCUAUUUGCGUCAAAGUAGAUAUUUUUGCGACUUGUGUUCCGCCCAAACCAUCUGCAUCCACCAAUAAUUCAUGUUCUACACCUGGCCCAUGCCUAACAACAGUUACCAAGACAGCAACUGAUACAACAACUUUAAUAUCAACCAGCACUCAAACCGAGACAAGUACAGCGGUUGCUACCAUAACUAACACUGAAACAACAACAAAUACAGCACUGACCACACAGACCCACACACAGACAGAUGUUGUCACUGCAACUUCUACUCUGACUACUACAAAUACACAAGUAGCCACCAGCACUCAUCACACCACGGAAACAAGCACAGCUGUAUUAACCAGUCACCAGCCAGUAACCAGCACGAAGACUCUGACAACUACAAGUACAAGGAUAGUAAAUACCACUGACACUCAUACUAUGACUACUACAGAUGUGAUAAGAACAACAGCAACAACUACAAACAUUGUGACGAGCACUGCAAACAAAACUAACACACACACCUUAACAACGACGAAAACAGACACAGUUACUAGCACAGGAAUUACAACAAGCGCUUUACUGACCACAGCCACCACAACAAACACCGUUAAUACCACUCAUCUCGCGACAAAAACACUAACUAAAACUCUGACUACAGUGGCAACGCAAACUUCAACUUCAACGUAUAAUGCCACAAAUGUUAUUACUGCUACGACAACAUCUACAGCUACAGCCACCAGUACUGCUGUUUUGACUGCAACAAGCACUGCUAAGACCACCGAUACAUUGACCGCAACCAGUACAGCAGUGCUGACACAGACUUUGACCAACACUCACAACCAAACAUUAACCCAAACUAACACACUUACAGCAACCUCCACCAGUGUGGUAACCACUUGUAGCGCUAGCUGCUUUACUGUAGUACCUACUCCUACUCCUUUGCCACCUACACCACCUACACCAAAACCACCAGUUUGCGAGCAGGCGCUGGAUAUCGGCCUAAUCAUUGAUGCUUCUGAGAGUGUCAAGCUACCUAAUUACCAGCUUUGUCUACAGUUUGUAGCUAACUUGACAGAACACUUUAAAGUGUCACAGAAGGGAACUCAUUUUGGAAGUAUAGUUUACAGCAGUGAGGCUGAACUUCAAUUCAGCUUUAAGGACGUUCAAUAUCAUAACCCCGAAAGUCUAAAGCAAAAGAUAAAAAGUUUUCCUUACUUGAGAGAGGGAACAAGAACCGACAAAGCACUGGAACUUGCAAACACUUCACUGUUUUCUGGGCAAGGAGGGGAUCGGUUUGACAAGCCUGACGUCCUUAUUGUUAUCACCGAUGGGUUAACAGAUCCUGAAAGGAGCAAACCAUACCCACUGGUAUUACAACCUCUUAAGGAUAAGAAUGUUGUUGUGAUUGCCGUUGGUGUUGGAAAGGAUGUGAAUAAACCCGAGUUGACGUCCAUAGCUAUGGGUGAUGCUAAUCACGUUUUUAUGGUCGAUCAAUACACAGACCUGGUCAAAAUCAUAAAUGCUCUUCUCGACAAAUCGUGCUCUGCUGCGGCACAACAGAAAAUAUUACCGUCGAAAGCUGUUGAACUUGUCAAGGAUCAAGAACACCAUAAUGGCGACUGUCCGGUGCAAUUCAUCAAAAAAGGUUGUUUUAACGAUUUACAAAGUCCAAAGCCUUUGCCGAAAUUGAUGUUUACAGACCUCAAUGCUAGAGACGCCAAAUUUAGUGGUGUUCCAAUAGACUGGGGAAGCUGGGCCAGUUAUCUGCAGAACGUGGUUUGUCGAUGUGCUCAAGUUUCGAAAGCAAAAGGAUUUUAUCAUUUUGGGAUUGAAAAUUUUGGUGAGUGUUGGUCAGGUGAAAAUUCAGACAAAACGUACAGUAAUGACGGUCCGUCUGAAUUCUGCAUCUCGAAGGAAUUCGCUGAGUGUGAUACAAACGAUGCGAAUGUUUGCGGCGGGAACGCGACUACCACAUACGUUUACAGCAUAUCUAAAGAAAACGAGUCUAAGCAAGGUAACAUUUCUUCAAGGGAGCAGGGAUGGCACAGUGCGAAACGUUGCUUCACAAAGUUCAAGAAAGUCGGCUGUUUUUCUGACCUGCAAACGUCUUCCAGGCCUAUGCCAGAGCUUAUUUUUACUGACAUGGAUGAGAGCUCAACCAAAUACAGCGGCAAUAAAGCACAGCUGGGGGAACUCAACACUUACCUGAGUGACUUACUUUGCCGAUGUGCUGAACUCACCCAGGAGCUUGGCUACGAAUACUUUGGAGUGCAAAAUCACGGUGAGUGUUACUCGGGACCGAGUGUUAAGCAUACCUACAGCAAAGAUGGUUUUUCAAACAAAUGCAUUACAAGAAAUUUCAAACAGUGCCCUACCGGGAAACAACACGACAGAAUAGAUGACCAGGACUACUGUGUGGGAGCACAAGGCGCUAAUUAUGUUUAUCAUGUCUAGCUCAGAUAUCUCGAAACGCUUAUAGGCAACAGUAAAGCUAAGACGAGUCUUUUCUCCGGUCGACUGAUCCAGUGAGAAUAUUUGACUAAGAUUGUAACCCUCAUGUUGUUUGUUACAUGUACUUUCUUCCCAGUUAAGGCGCAAUAUUAAAUUUCUUGAUCUCAUUGAGAUAUUUUGAUAAAGGCGCCCUCUAUCUCAUUCUACAUACGAGCAGCUGCUCGUUUUAGAUAUGACUGAGAGAGUUAUCAUCCCGCCUGAAUAGACUAAGGUUAGUGAAGUGAUGCCGAGUAAUCUCCAUCAAUAUCGUCUUAUUUGACCAAAAAGAAAGUAGUCUGAAGUGAUUUCUUUGUCUCCUGCCCUCACCGCAGACUAAAGCUGCUUAAAUCCAAUAGCUUGUGCCUCUUAGUUUGCUGUAUUUGUGUCGAAAUUUAUCCGAGGGUAUUGGUGAUUCUCAUCAAGCUCAUGUCGUGGAUUUAAUAAAUCUUCUGGUUUUCAACUUUAUUACUUAGUCUAAAUUUUGUUACAAAACCCAGACUGAAGCUGAGAAAAUAUUAAAAGUGAUAUUCUUAAAUCGAUAAAGUUCAGACUCAGCUGCUAUUAUUGCGUUCCAUUAGCUUGUGUCGGUCUCGUCUCAGUUGAUACUCACCGUCUUGAACAUACCCAGCUGUUUCCAAAGACAGUGAAACAGAGAAAACGAACAUUAGGAGAAGAAAUCAAUA